Messenger RNA from Thermothielavioides terrestris NRRL 8126, 1446 nucleotides. RefSeq lists its product as uncharacterized. The coding region runs from base 1 to 1446 and encodes 481 amino acids. Lineage: Eukaryota; Fungi; Ascomycota; Sordariomycetes; Sordariales; Chaetomiaceae. The transcript is spliced from 2 exons. The record is from RefSeq and is a predicted model, not a curated record. Gene Ontology annotation, cellular component: cytoplasm.
AUGGCGCCCCAGGCGCUCGAAGCGGCAGAGGCCGCGACAGAGAGCGAGCUGCGGUUCCCCCCGGUCACGCGAGACCACAUCCUGCACUGCUCCUACGACUACUGGUUCCCCAAAUACCGCACCUCCUGCAUCCGCUCCAUCAUCAUCCCACUCACCCCGGAGUUCGUCGACUACCUCCGCGCCGACGGCAUCAUACUGGCCGACGACGAGGGCGACAACGGGACCGCCUCCGACUCCGACUUCGACUCAGACUCGGACGCCGCCACCGAUGCCGAAGACGAGGGGCCGCUCCCGCCGCACCGCCAGCCCCCGAACCGCCUCUUCCCCUCCCUCCACGCCGAAAUCAACAAGGCCAUCGCCGCCCUCGGCGGCGCCGCCGCGCCCAAGCUCAACUGGUCCUCCCCAAAAGACGCCACCUUCAUCUCGCGCCACCCCAACACCAUGAAGUGCACGACCGCCAACGACGUCUACCUGCUCCUCAAGUCCUCCAACUUCAUCACCCACGACCUGGACCACGCCUUCGACGACACCACCACCACCACCACCACCACCACCACCACCAAAGAAGAAGAAGAAGAAGCAGAAGAAAAAGAAGAAGCCGCCGCGUUCCGCCCCGUCCUCGUCCUGCGCGCCUUCUUCUCCCCGCUGCCGAGCCUCGAAUUCCGGUGCUUCGUCGCCGCGCGCACGCUCCUCGCCAUCUCGCAGCGCGACCACACCACGCACUACGCCUUCCUGCCCGCGCUGCGCCGGCAGAUCGUCGCGCGCGCGCGGGAGCUGUUCCGCGCCGCCGGCGGCCGCCCCGGCGGGAUGCAGCGCACCUUCCCCGACGACAACUUCGUGUUUGACGUGUACAUCCCCGAGGCCGAGCCGGGCAGUUAUGAUAGUGAUGAGGAGGAUGAUCAUGAUGAUGGCGAUGAGGAUGCUGAUAGUGGUGAUGAUGAUGAGCACUUGGAAGGGAGGAGGAGGGGGAGGAGCAGGAUGAGGCUGGGCCGGGCGCGGCUGAUCGACGUGAAUCCGUGGGCGCCGAGGACGGAUGCGCUGCUUUUCGGGUGGGAGGAGCUCUUGCGGAUGGCGCGGGAGGUUGCUGCUUCUUCUUCUUCUCCGAGGGUCCGAGGUCGGGAGAAUGGCGCUGCGCAUGGGCCCGGAGAAAGACCAAGAGAGGAUGAGGAGGAGGAAGAUGAGGACGAGGACGAGGAGGAGACGGAUGAUGACGAGUGGGAACCCGAGGUGAGGCUGGUGUUGCGGGACGACCCGGCGGCAACGAACUUCAUGGCGUCGCAGUACUCGGCACACAAGCUGCCCAAAGAUGUGGUCGACGCGAGCCUGCGCGGGGAGGACGGCGUGCGGGAGUUUGCGCAGCGGUGGCAGAGGAUAACGGAGGGGCUGGAGGAGAUUGGGGAUAGCGACGACGACGGCGGCGUCGAGGAGGGACAAGUCAUGAGGUAG